This is a messenger RNA of Nomia melanderi (Alkali bee), 1794 nucleotides long. The record is from RefSeq and is a predicted model, not a curated record. Lineage: Eukaryota; Metazoa; Arthropoda; Insecta; Hymenoptera; Halictidae.
CGUCGGGCUGGACGAGCCGCUCGGCGAGUUAGUACGACUCGUGACGUCGCGGUUGUCGGUUGUUCCGUGUCCAGUGUCCGCGUUCGCCGUACAACUCGGCGAUGUGACCGGUUCUGCAAGUGACGUGCGCUUCACCGUACAAACCCAGUCGCGCUCGAGAAUCGUUCCGCAGCCACGGACUCGGUGUCCCGCCAACGAGUUUCAAACUACGAGCUGGCGGAACGCGAGACAACCGUGCCACGCGAUCCCGCGAGUGCCGCCGCGUUUCUCUCGGCGUGAACGCGCAACCCCGCGCGAGAAGGAUAACGCUGAUAGCUUACUGAAAAGAUCGUCCUCGGUCCAUCACCGGCGGAGAUAUCCCGUCUUCUAGAAUCCCGCGCGUCAGUGGUAUACGCAUCGUCGUCUCUCGGGUCCAGUGUCCAGUGUACGCGUCCGUUUCCGAACGUUCGAUCGUCGUUGCCCGGUUCCGAAAUCGGAAAUCGAACACCGCGUCACCGAUCACGAUUCGUUUUCGGAAUUGCAAUUGCACGAGGAGAUACACAUUCGCGUCGCGAGCGUGGACGGGUACGCGCGAGUGAACGUCGACCGGUAGCGAUCGAGUGCCAGAGAGUUCGGUCCGCGAAAGUGAGGUUACCCGCGUCGGUUGGAGGCGAGUUCGAGAAAACCGUGAGUCGAAAAGGAGAGGCAUCGGCGAGCCGGGAGAAAAAGACGGACGGACUGAGAGGGAGGUUGACCGAAGGAUAAAAAGAGAGAGUGUGCGAGGGAGAGAGGGAACGAGAGAGAGUGCGUGUUUGCGGCUACGGAAUCGAGGACGAGCGCAGAGGAAGGCCAGGGAAACAUGUCGAGGCUGCUGAAAGGCGAACCGACCGCCGGUUAUGUCAUUGACUCUGACGCGGAUCGCCGAAUGUAUUAACCCGCGUCGCCGAUGACGCGUCACGACGCCUGAUCGUCGGAAAGCAGUGAAACGGCCACGACGGAGCCGCCGAACGGGAGGCGGGAGGCGGAAGGACCCGACGGAAAAGAGGACGGGGACACGGACCGGAAGUACGUCGGAACGAGGACUACUGCUGCUCGACUUCUCUCUGAUCUUAGCCGUAGAAAAGAGAAGCAGGCCGGGCGUCGUGCCUUCCACUGCCCACCGGAAGUCAUAUGCCCAUACACGCGCGGAAAACGCGUGCAGCUUGCGAGGAAAUCGAAAUGGUCGAGCUGUGCGGCAGCGGUCAACCGACUUCCGCGAUGGGAGUGAUGGGCCUCGGCUCGGUGGUGUCCGCGGCGACGUCGUCCUCGUCCUCGUCGACGACGACCACCGCCGCCUCGUCGGCGACGGGCCGCGCCGGUGUCUUGGAGACGCAGGUCCGCGGUCAAUGGUACCGCGUGUUCGUCUCCCUCGAGGAGGACUACCUGAGCAUCUCGUUGGACGAGAGCUGCGAGACCGGCAACAACGCGCUGAACAACGGCAACAUCAACAACAACAACGUGGACAGCCUGAACGACCCGGACGUGCCGGACUCGGUCGCCAAUCAGAAGCGUAUCGUGCGCGUGGUGAAGAGCGACAACAACGGCCUCGGUAUCUCGAUCAAGGGCGGCAAGGAGAACAAAAUGCCGAUCCUGAUCUCGAAGAUCUUUAAAGGAAUGGCGGCGGACGCCACCGAGCAACUGUACGUCGGCGACGCGAUCUUGGCAGUGAACGGGGAAGAUCUGCGUGAAGCGACUCACGACGAGGCGGUCAAGGCUCUGAAGAGGGCUGGCAAAGUCGUCGAGCUGGAAGGUGAGUGGUUUAACAAUUACUCUUAA